AUGGCCGCCCCCCGCCCGGCGCACGGCUGCGGCAGCGGCGCUCUGCUGGGCCGCUUCGGGGUGCUGCUGCAGGCGCUGCUGGCCCUCUGCGCCUUCAGCACCCUCAUGCUAAAACGAUUUAAGGAACCAAAGGAAGAGAGGCGUCCCUGGAGGAUAUGGUUUUAUGAUACCUCCAAGCAAGCAAUAGGUGCCCUCUUCAUCCACUUUGCCAAUAUUUUUCUGUCGGAUCUCACUGAAGAGGACCCUUGCUCUCUCUACCUUAUUAAUUUCAUCCUUGAUGCCACACUGGGGAUGCUGCUGAUCUGGCUUGGCGUGAAGGUUGUCUCCUGGAUCGUGCAGCACAAGAAGUACACGUACCUGGUCUUCGGAGAAUAUGGUGACCCUCCACAAGCUGCUGCCUGGAUUGGCCAGUGUAUCCUCUACUUGCUGAUAAUGGUUUUUGAGAAGAUUGUGAUUAGCCUUGUCCUGCUUAUCCCUGGUUGGACAAAGCUUCAGCAGAUCCUCCUGGGUUACAUCCCGAACCCCCAGCUGGAGCUUGUCCUGGUCAUGCUUGUUGUGCCUUUUAUAGUCAAUGCCAUUAUGUUCUGGGUUGUGGACAGCUUGAUCAUGAGGAAAUAUAAGCAGAAAGACACCCUGGACAUCAAUGGAUCCAUAGAAACUCCUCGGGCUAGGCGGACGGAGGAAUCUCAGAUGAUGUGGCUGGAGGAUGCCCACGCAUGGCUCCGUCUGCAUCGUGCAAAUGCUCCAGGCCGGUGGCAGCCAGUUAGCUCAAAACAGCCUGUUGGUAGCUUCAAGUCUGAAGUGCUACUCUCUCCAGACAUGGAUUUUGAUCAGUCUGAAAGUGACCAGGAUAUUUCAGGACUCCAGGGAACGAACCAGAAGAUGAAGCAGCCCAGCUAUCAAGUGGUCAUCUGACAACACAGAGACAAGGGAGGUGGAGGAAUGGAAAGCAACACUGUGAUCCUUGAGCUGGCCGAGGAAGGGCAGGGUGGGGAAUGCUAGUUGAUCCCUAUGGAUCUGCAGAGAUCCUUUUGCCCACCGCAUCUAGAUCUAUCCUUCUGCCGUUGUCUCUUUGGGAUGGUGUCUGUGCAUCCUAUACAGGCUUGAGCAGUAUCUGCUUUACCUGUUGGACCCUAACCUGCACACAUGUAGGCACGUUGAGGUUGGGGGUAUGGAUAUGUACUUCCCCUGGCUGGCCAGCUGGGUGUAACUUUGUCAGGGCUAGAGACUGAAAUCAAAAGAUUGUCUGCUUUUUUUAAUAGAAAAGAAAAAAAAAUCUAUUCUGUACUACCUGAACUGUGACACUUUUUUAUAUGCACAAUACUCAAAAGAAUUGGUUUGCAGUAUGUAUUUAAA
Messenger RNA from Gavia stellata (red-throated loon), 1356 nucleotides. Its product is annotated as store-operated calcium entry regulator STIMATE. Gene Ontology annotation, cellular component: membrane. NCBI's taxonomy places the organism in Eukaryota, Metazoa, Chordata, Aves, Gaviiformes, Gaviidae. The record is from RefSeq and is a predicted model, not a curated record.